This is a messenger RNA of Exserohilum turcica Et28A, 1224 nucleotides long. RefSeq lists its product as uncharacterized. The record is from RefSeq and is a predicted model, not a curated record. Bases 1 to 1224 code for a protein of 407 amino acids. Gene Ontology annotation, molecular function: structural constituent of ribosome. The transcript has 4 exons. NCBI's taxonomy places the organism in Eukaryota, Fungi, Ascomycota, Dothideomycetes, Pleosporales, Pleosporaceae. Gene Ontology annotation, biological process: translation. Gene Ontology annotation, cellular component: mitochondrial small ribosomal subunit; ribosome.
AUGAUCGUGAGGCGCCUCGCCGCCCGCUGCGGCCCCCGCGCCCUCGCCCGCCUGCCCGCGCCCCGCCGCCUGCUCUCCACCGACAUCGCCGCCCUCGAGGCGGCCACGGCCACCAGCGUGAAACACAUACAGUCGCUCGAGGCCCAGCUCAACACGCAGCUCGCCCAGCCCGUGCCCGCAGUUGCCCCCGACACGCCCGCCGCUCCGCCUGCCGCCCGCGACAAUGUCGCAGAGCAGUACCUCCUGUACCGCCAGCAGGCCAAGCUGCUGGGAAAGCUGGGCUCUGACAUUGCCCCUCACUACCGCCCGCACACGCUGCUCAACCACCCGCCCUCGCCUGCCGACGUGACGCUGGAGCUGCUGCUGGCCUCGGAAGCCCACCAGGGCCAUGUCACGUCGCUCUGGAACCCCGCCAAUGCUCGCUACAUCCACGGCAUCCGCCACGGCAUCCACAUCAUCUCGCUCGAAGUCACGGCCGCCCACCUGCGCCGCUCCGCCAAGGUCGUCCACGAAGUCGCCCGUCGCGGCGGCAUCAUCUUGUUUGUAGGCACGCGCGAGGGCCAGGACAGAGCCGUUGCGCGUGCCGCCGAGCUGGCCAAGGCCUACCACCUGUUCGAGCGCUGGAUCCCCGGCAGCAUCACCAACGGCCAGCAGAUUCUCGGCCGCUGCAAGACCAAGGUUGUCAACGAGUUUGACGAGGAAGUCCCCGGCUUCGAGGAGCAGCUCUACGACCGCCCUGCCCUGCGUCCGGAUCUCGUCGUCUGCCUGAACCCGCUGGAAAACUAUGUGCUGCUCCACGAAUGCGCCCUCAACAACAUCCCCACGAUUGGCGUCAUCGACACCAACGCCGAUCCCACUUGGGUCACCUACCCCAUUCCGGCCAACGACGACAGCCUCCGCUGCAUUCAAGUUAUUGCCGGCGUCCUGGGUCGCGCCGGAGAAACCGGCCAAAAGCAACGUCUGGCCGCCGCCGCCCGGGGCGAAAUCACCUUCCGGCCCACGCCAGGUCUUGGACCAGCCAGUACAGAGGCCAAUGACAACAACCCAAGCACCUCGACGUCCCGAAUGGGCGAAGCGGCUCCCGGAGAUCAAGUCAGCGACACGGUCGAGACCCUCCAAGGCGGCCUUGAAAAUGCCUCCGAAAUGGAGGUAGCCAUGGACGAACUAAGCAAUCACGAAAGCCACCGGACAAGGGGCGGCAGGGACUUGGAAAUUACUUCGUAG